AUGGAAAGGGCUCAACUGCUGCCAAAUAAAAAGGGAGUAGGUGUUCAACUGGGCUUUGGGAUCAGAAAUUCGGGGCUAUACAUUUCGACCGCGGAGAGACAACAAGGUGAGAGAGGCAGGUGGAUACAUGGUGGAGUUGAUGACUUUGAAGCUUCUCGUGACGUUAAGCUUCACAUGACGAGUAAGGAGCGUUUUAUAGACUGUAGUUACGACAGCGUUUCCAAUCUAGCAGAUUCGACGGGUUCGAGUGAAGAUGCCUUAAUCGAUUCUGUUAGUGACAGCGACGGAGAAAACCAUACCAUUUAUGAGUCAGCGCUAGGCGUACAGAACAUGUCAGCUUUAAAGGAAUCAGGCCAGAUAAAAUUGUUCAAAAAUGUUCAAUUGAUGACAGAGUCUAGCUACGACACUAAAGUUAUCAAUCCUACCACACCAAGUACUUACGUUCCGGGUGCUGUUAUUAAAAACUUAGAAACACCUGUUUCAAAGGGUGGUUUUGAUGUUACAAGUACGGUGCUAAGAGGCUCCCCCUUGCCUAGUUUGAUAGUUGACCCAACCAGUUUCAACACAUUUAACAUGGGGCCCAUUCAUACUACAACAGCUCUGCGCAUGAAUAGGGAUGCCAAUCACAUAGUGGCAUUUGCAUCCGGCGAAACACUUAGCUUGUUGAACGUAGGCCUUUUAGAUGAUCGUGCCGGAUUGCAAAAUCCUGACAAUAUUGUUAAGUUCGACCUAAACUCCAAGAUCAAAAACAUUGUUUUUCCAAGGUUUUCCGCAAUUCUCAAUAGGGCUUCAGACUGUUUCGCUGUUAUCACGACUAAUUCCUUAUGUGUCUUUCAAGUUCGAUCUAUCGAUCUUGUAACUGGUUUUAUGCAGAUUGACAAGUUGGAGCCGUUACAUUUUCAUGCCCUUGAAGAUUUAUGUUUUGCAGACGUAUCGUUUAAUCCAUGGGAUUUCAACGAAUUCGCUGUUGUAGAUGUCAAAGGUAAUUGGGCAAUGGGAAAUAUAGUCAAGAAAGCGUCACGCCCUUCUCGACUGCGACUCUCGGGGAACAAAAGAGGUAGUGUUUACGAUCCUGAGGAUAUAUCAUCUUUUCACCAGGUAACUUGGGGCGCGGAGUAUUUUUGUCUAAUCCUAAUUAGUAGGUCAAAUUUGAUCGAGCUAAAUCUAAAGGCUAAGACAGAACUGAGAGUUAUUGAAGCAAAGUCCUGGUCAACGUUGCGCGACUUCAAGCGUAUCAAUGACCAAUUCUGCAUUCUGACGACAAGUAAAGAGAUCAUUCUGAUUAGCUUCAAAGGCAGGGAUAUUGAAAGAGUAAUUUCGUGGAAACACUGUUUAGAUCCCGCAGACAUCACAUUCAAGAGUGAGGUAAGGCAUGUAAACGGCACAGAUUGGGGUAGCGCCUACGAUGAGCUAUUUUUCGUUUUCAUAACCUCUUCCAAUAAACCUCAAGUCCUCCUGCAUGUCUUUGCCAAAAGCGGCCCCGUGUUCCAAUCUAUUGGUGGUUCGUCGAUACUUCAAAUCGGUAAUUCAAAAUCUGGGAUAAGCUCUAUGAUUGCUCCCCAAAUUUCAUGGAGGGGCAACAGCUCUUCAGGUGUUAUAGAUCCUAAAGAUAUGCAAGGAUUUUGUUGUUUCGUGAGGGAAGCCGAUUCUUCCGCCAUUUGGCGCGUGCAGUUAUCGAAAACCGAUCUUCCUAUUGCGUCAAAUCUGGGGAAUGCAAACACUUCCAUCAUAAAUGAUUCGGCGGACAUUUCCAACACAGAAGCAUUUGAGAAUUAUCUAGACUUGCAAACAACUUUACCAUCUGAUAUGAAUGAUUUUGGCCGCUCAAGACAGGAGGCCAUACUUCAACAAUAUGGUUAUGAAGUCUCAGAAGCUACGAAUAAACUUCUUGGAACGUGGAAUCAAGAGGGUAGCAACGAUGGUGACCUUCGGAACAUCAGGGCCUAUUCUAUAUAUGAUCUAGCUCCCGAUGUGAGUGCUGUGGAGAACAUGGAAGAGCUUGGCUCCUUACUCCAGCAAUUUCAGGAGCACUAUCAAGAUCAAGAAAUUUGGUUUGGUGAAAUAGCGGGCAUCUCAUCCCUGCUAGUUCAGGAAGAGAUCACGGACUUAGAGGUUCUUUACAACAAACUUUUACAAUGUUGGGCAUUUGGCUUUGGAAACGAUGUCUCGGUCACAAAGGAAAUUGUGAAAGCAGUAAUCUUGAAGUCUCUCGGAGUCUGCAGUCCGUCAUUAAUUUCCCAGUCCACUGCCAAGGUGUAUGAGCAAUUGCCAGAAAAGGAUCGUGAGCUAAUAGACUUAUGGGAAGAUUCUGACGUAGGUGCAAGUGAAGAGUCGUUUUCUACUUCAAAAAAUUCUAUUCACGACGAAACAUCACAAAUGUCUUCGAUACCUCCAUCCGUCAAGUCCUCGCAGCCCAAAUCAUCACAAGUCAAGAUUUCAGGACCUCGACGGGCAGGAGAGUCAUAUGUGCAACGCUUGUCCCGAGCCGCUUCACAACCGGUUGUCGGUCGGCCCGGGGCCUCGAAGUCACAAGGCUCUGCAAGUGUGGAUGGUUUCACUACCUUGCCCGAUGCUAUGACUCCAGCCUUUUCGCUGACCUCAGCCUCACAACCUGUUCCAACACUUUCUAAAUCCGUGAAUUCGCGCAGACAGAAAAAGAAGAAAAAGUUAGGCGGAUUCGGAUAG
Messenger RNA from Lachancea dasiensis, 2685 nucleotides. Lineage: Eukaryota; Fungi; Ascomycota; Saccharomycetes; Saccharomycetales; Saccharomycetaceae. The record is from the annotation of a GenBank genome assembly.